Molecule: messenger RNA, 1758 nt
Organism: Hordeum vulgare subsp. vulgare (domesticated barley)
Lineage: Eukaryota; Viridiplantae; Streptophyta; Magnoliopsida; Poales; Poaceae
Product: zinc transporter 10-like
Exons: 5
Coding region: 248-1363 (371 amino acids)
Biological process (GO): zinc ion transmembrane transport
Cellular component (GO): plasma membrane
Molecular function (GO): zinc ion transmembrane transporter activity
Source: RefSeq, a predicted model, not a curated record
GCCCACCCCCACGACGGCCCGCCGGGCGCCGACGGGGCGGGAUGACAACAUGCGGCGGGCCGAUGUGGUAGAGAGAGAGAGAGAGAGGCAACAAUCAUGCGUGCGCCUAAAGCGUAAACUCCGCCCGCCUCUGGUCAAUACGAUACUACGAGGGUCCCGGGGGAAGAGAGGAAGACGACUGGAUUGAGCGGAGCGGAGCGGCGGCCGGCGCUCCUCGAGACCUGUAGUCGUUAAUCGAUCUCAGGAAAUGGAGCCGUACAUCGUCGCCCCCUACCUUCGGGAUUACCUACACCGAUUCGCAGCUUCGGUGUCCGCGGCGAGCUGCGACUAUGGGGAGGCGGGUGUCGGCGAUGACUGCCGCGACGAGGCGGCAGCGCUCAGGCUCAAGGUAGUCGCCGUGGCGGCCAUCCUUGUCGCGGGAGCAGCCGGCGUCGCCAUCCCGCUCGUCGGCCGGAGGUGGCGCGGCGGGGUUGCAGCCGGUGGGGGCCGGUCGACGUUCGUGCUCGCCAAGGCCUUCGCGGCGGGGGUGAUCCUGGCCACGGGGCUCGUGCACAUGAUGCACGACGCCGAGGAGAAGUUCCAGGACCCUUGCCUCCAGGACUCGCUGUGGCGGCGGUUCCCCUUCGCGGGCUCCAUCGCCAUGCUCGCCAGCCUCGUGACACUCGUCGUCGACUUCCUCGGCACCCAGUUUUACGAGCACAAGCAGCGCGAGGCGGCCGCCGCCGCCGCCGCAACGAGCGCCCAUGAUGAGACGGCGGCGGCGCUGCUGGAGGACGGGAGGAAUGCAGGGAGCGAGAAGCGUGAAGGACCGAUGCACGACGGCCACGGCCACGGCCAUGGCCAUGGUCACGGGAACGAGGCAGAGGCUGGCCCGUCCCAAGCUCGGCAGGUGGUCGUUUCCCAGAUUCUAGAGUUGGGGAUUGUAUCACACUCGGUGAUCAUCGGGCUAUCGCUGGGUGUUUCGCAGAGCCCAUGCACUAUCAAGCCUUUGGUUGCUGCCCUCUCCUUCCACCAGUUCUUCGAGGGUUUCGCGCUAGGCGACUGCAUUUCCCAGGCCCGUCUGAAGGAUCUAUCUACGCUCUUGAUGGCAUUAUUCUUUGCCAUCACUACACCCACGGGGAUCGCGGUGGGGGCGGCCAUGGCUUCAUUCUAUGACCCAUACAGCCCCAGGGCAUUGGUGGUGGAGGGUGUUCUUGAUUCCAUGUCGGCUGGUAUACUGAUCUAUAUGGCACUUGUGGAUCUCAUCGCGGCUGAUUUCCUUGGCCAGAGGAUGAGCAGCAGCCCGGCCAGGCUGCAGGCUGGCGCAUACGUUGCCUUGUUUCUUGGGGCCAUAGCCAUGGCAUCCCUUGCCAUCUGGACUUAGUUGAAAUGAAUAAAAAUGAAACCACAUUUUCACAAAGAUAGUAAAAAUAAGAUGAUGAUUUGGAGAAGCUGGACGCACGCAUGGAGUUUGAUGCACAUAGAAUCGUUGUUACCCCUUGCUCCUCUAUAGUCCCUGAAGAAGAGGGGAAGCUGCUUUUAUCGUUGGUUCUAUUGUUUCCUAUUAUUGACAUGGUAGCGGUGGGAUGUAAAGGUGCCUUCGUUGGUAAUGAACAACAAAAUCCCUCUUCAUUAUAUAUAUAUAUGUACUAUGAUGGAUGAAGAUCCAAGAGAUGAAAUAAUUCGGAAGCGAAUGAGCUCGAGGAACUUAAUUGGUUUUGUCGAUACAAUGCCGUCUCUCAUAUUUUAAAUUAUUAGGUUCUCAUAUUUUAAUGCUUA